UGAUCACGUACAGUUUCCUUUAUGUAUUGGCAAUCUUCCUUUCAGGUGACAUCUCUCCGAUUACCGGUUGAAAAGAGUAUCCACUGAAUUGCUAGGAGAACUUAAGAUGGCAACUACUGAAAAAGCCAAUGGUCCUGCUCCCGGAAUUUCAACAAAAGUCCUGGCAGUAGCACAUCCCUUGACAGAAGAACCAUCAGAUAUUGCUGCCAAUAUCAAUUAUCAUGCACAAUACAGCCCUCAUUUUUCUCUUUUCAAGUUUGAUCCAGAACAAGCAUACUAUGCAACAGCAGAGAGUGUUCGUGAUCGUCUCAUACAACAAUGGAAUGAAACCUACUUUCAUUUUCACAAAGUUGAUCCAAAACAAACAUACUAUCUGUCAAUGGAGUAUCUUCAAGGCCGUGCUCUAACCAAUGCAAUUGGGAAUUUGGACAUUCAAGAUGCAUAUGCUGAUGCUUUGAUUAUGUUGGGACAUGAACUCGAGAACAUUACUGAACAGGAGAAAGAUGCAGCCCUUGGCAAUGGUGGUCUAGGGAGGCUCGCAUCAUGCUUUCUGGACUCCAUGGCUACACUAAAUUUGCCUGCAUGGGGAUAUGGUUUACGAUACAGAUAUGGACUGUUCAAGCAGAGGAUUACCAAGGAGGGCCAAGAAGAAACUGCAGAGGAUUGGCUCGAGAAGUUCAGUCCAUGGGAAAUUGUGAGGCAUGACAUCAUAUAUCCUAUCAAGUUUUUUGGUCAUGUGGAGGUCUCUCCUACUGGAUCUCGAAAGUUGGUUGGGGGAGAGGUUAUUCAAGCUCUCGCUUAUGAUGUGCCCAUUCCAGGAUACAAAACCAAGAACACCAUUAGUCUUCGUCUAUGGGAAGCAAAAGCUGGGGCUGAAGAUUUCAAUCUAUUCCAAUUUAACGAUGGACAAUAUGAGUCUGCUGCUCAACUUCAUUCUACAGCUCAGCAGAUUUGUGCAGUUCUAUAUCCUGGAGAUGCUACAGAAAAUGGAAAGCUUUUACGAUUAAAGCAACAAUUUUUCCUCUGCAGUGCUUCACUUCAGGACAUCAUUUUUCGAUUUAAGGAGAGGAGAGCUGAAAAAGGCUCAUGGCAGUGGUCUGAGUUUCCUAGCAAGGUUGCAGUACAACUGAAUGAUACACAUCCAACUCUAGCAAUUCCAGAAUUGAUGCGGCUACUAAUGGAUGAUGAAGGGCUUGGAUGGGAUGAAGCUUGGGACAUAACAACUAGGACUAUUGCUUAUACCAAUCACACGGUGCUUCCUGAAGCACUAGAGAAAUGGUCACAGUCUGUAAUGUGGAAGCUUCUCCCUCGCCACAUGGAGAUCAUAGAAGAAAUAGAUAAGCGAUUCAUGGCCAUGGUACGUUCCACCCAACCAGAUCUUGAGAGUAAGCUCAAUAGCUUGUGCAUCUUGGACAAUAAUCCCCAGAAGCCAGUUGUGCGGAUGGCAAAUUUAUGUGUGGUAUCCUCACACACGGUAAAUGGAGUGGCAGAGUUACAUAGUCAGAUCUUAAAAUCAGAAUUGUUUGUAGACUAUGUUUCUAUAUGGCCGGCCAAGUUUCAGAAUAAAACCAAUGGUGUCACUCCUCGCCGAUGGCUCCGUUUUUGCAGCCCUGAAUUGAGUAAUAUAAUCACAAAAUGGUUAAAAACUGACGAAUGGGCUACCAAUCUUGACCUUCUUUCAGAGCUUCGCCAGUUUGCUGACAAUGAGGAGUUGCAUGCUGAGUGGGCAACUGCCAAGAUGGCUAACAAACAGCGUCUGGCACAGUAUGUUUUGCAAGUGACAGGUGUGAGCAUUGACCCGAACAGCCUUUUCGACAUACAAGUUAAGCGCAUCCACGAAUAUAAGAGACAGUUGAUGAACAUUCUGGGUGCAAUUUACAGAUACAAGAAAUUAAAGGAGAUGAGCCCUGAAGAAAGGAAGAAAACAACUCCACGCACUAUCAUGAUUGGGGGCAAAGCAUUUGCAACAUAUACAAAUGCCAAAACAAUUGUGAAGCUGGUGAAUGAUGUCGGUGAUGUUGUCAACACUGAUCCUGAGGUCAAUGACUAUUUGAAGGUUGUUUUCAUUCCAAAUUACAAUGUAUCUGUGGCAGAAUUGCUGAUUCCAGGAAGUGAGCUGUCACAGCACAUCAGCACAGCGGGCAUGGAGGCAAGUGGCACGAGCAACAUGAAAUUCGCCCUCAAUGGUUGCCUCAUAAUUGGAACACUGGAUGGGGCCAAUGUGGAAAUCAGAGAAGAAAUCGGGAAAGAAAAUUUCUUCCUUUUUGGUGCCGAAGCAGACGAAGUCCCCAGGCUACGCAAAGAGCGAGAAAAUGGACUGUUUAAGCCAGAUCCACGGUUUGAAGAGGCAAAGAAAUUUGUUAGGAGUGGUGCAUUUGGAAGCUAUGACUAUAACCCACUCCUUGAGUCUUUGGAAGGUAACAGUGGGUAUGGGCGUGGUGAUUAUUUUCUCGUUGGUCACGACUUCCCAAGCUAUAUGGAAGCUCAGGAAAAGGUGGAUGAAGCUUACAAGUAAGGAAAACAUAAACCUUUCUUUUCU
This is a messenger RNA of Macadamia integrifolia, 2539 nucleotides long. Its product is annotated as alpha-glucan phosphorylase, H isozyme-like. The record is from RefSeq and is a predicted model, not a curated record. Gene Ontology annotation, cellular component: cytoplasm. Bases 107 to 2515 code for a protein of 802 amino acids. Lineage: Eukaryota; Viridiplantae; Streptophyta; Magnoliopsida; Proteales; Proteaceae. The transcript has 15 exons. Gene Ontology annotation, biological process: glycogen catabolic process. Gene Ontology annotation, molecular function: glycogen phosphorylase activity; pyridoxal phosphate binding.